Nicotiana tabacum (common tobacco) is the source of this 447-nucleotide messenger RNA. The record is from RefSeq and is a predicted model, not a curated record. Lineage: Eukaryota; Viridiplantae; Streptophyta; Magnoliopsida; Solanales; Solanaceae.
AUGACGUUCGUCCUUUUUGGCGUUUUGGAGCCGAACUAUGUUGUGCAACAUGUUCUUGAACUAAGAGAUGAAGAGAUUUCAAGUAAGGUAUUCAGCCAACUUGAGAAGCAGUAUUUAACACUAGCCUACAAAAAGGGUGGUAGCCAUGUUGUUGAGAAAUGCAUUGAAUCAUCAAAUAUUGGAAUGAUUUCAGUGGUUAAUGUUCUUCUAGCUGAUGAAAAAUCACUAGUUCAACUAGCCAAAGAUCCCUUUGGAAAUUAUGUAAUUCAGAAAGCAUUAAAAUCAACAAAAGAAAAUGGAGAGGAAACGCGACAUCAAGCUCUCGUUAGAGUCCUCAUGCGACAUGCCUCGUUUCUUUUACACAGCAAACCUGGAAAACAUGUGAUCUUGAGUAUCAAAAGUCUAAAUCCAGAUUAUCAGACAGUCUUGAAUUCAUUAUCAAGCUAA